Trematosphaeria pertusa is the source of this 783-nucleotide messenger RNA. RefSeq lists its product as uncharacterized. The transcript has a single exon. The coding region runs from base 100 to 564 and encodes 154 amino acids. The record is from RefSeq and is a predicted model, not a curated record. Lineage: Eukaryota; Fungi; Ascomycota; Dothideomycetes; Pleosporales; Trematosphaeriaceae.
GGAAGGUGAGUUGAAGGUGGGGGAAAGAGACAGCAGGCAGAUGCGAAAAGAUUAUCGUGUGAGAGGUCCGAGCGGCUUUGAUAGCCCAGCUCGGAGCCAAUGGCGAGGAGAAGCGGUGGAAGCAGGUGCGAACGAUCGGUCAGAGGAAAGAGGAAAGCGCGGUACUGUACUCACCAUCGCGGAAUUACUCGGCAUGGGGACUCUACCCCCAGCGAGAUAAUUGCCUCCGCCGUAUCCAUAUCCACCAGGGACAACGUUGCGAGACCCAUAGCGUCCGCCAUAGUACCCGCUGUUCAACAGGCGUCCGCAGGGAGGGCGUGUGUAGUACGAAGACGGAUAGUAGGUACGCCGCGGACCAUAGCGUCGGACGGGGCGAGGUGCCAGGACCACCUCAUCGUGGUAAGAGUCGCUGCAGGCUUCGUACGUACGGCUCCGGUACGUUGUACCGUCGUCGAAGCACAUCUUGAGAGGUUGAAGCUGGAAACGAGUUCCGAGAGCGGAAAUUGGGUGUUGGGGCGGAAGGUGGACUGGACCGUAUGGAGCGGGGUGAAGCGGACAGAGUAAAUUGACCAAGCAAUCAAUAACGCGCGCAGGAAAGCAUAAAGAGCAGGCUCCACUCACAGCUGCUCCGAGCGUAUUAGAUUGGCGUGCGCACCGGAUUCCUCGGUUGCAGGCUAACAUGUAAGCUCCGAGUGUGCUGUCUUCUCCAUGUGUUGUGGACGGUCAUUUGGCCGCUCAACAGAAUGUAAUCCCAAACCUAGUUCUUAACACGCCCGGCCGCAG